CAACGAUAAAUGGAAGUAAUGACGACAGCGGUAAAACUCCCAACGAAAGCCUGCAAAGAUGAUGAAAACAUCACUGUCACUCCUCCUGGUGCUCGUAGCUGUGUCUUUUACAUCUGGUAAAUACACGCCGAAGACAGGCAAAAGGAUUCCUAAGACUCUGUCCAGAGGUUGGGGUGACCAGUUGCUCUGGGCUCAGACGUAUGAGGAAGGUCUCUACUGGGCUCGCUCACAAAACAAGCCCUUGAUGGUGCUCUUCCACCUGGAGGACUGUCCACAUUGCCUGGCGCUGAAGAAGGUGCUUUCAGAGGACGAUAACAUCCAAAGAACCCUAGAUGAGGACUUUGUUGUACUCAACCUGGUGUAUGAAACUACGGACAAACACCUCUCUCCAGAUGGACAAUACGUCCCCAGAAUCAUCUUUGUUGACCCUACCAUGACAGUGAGAGCUGACAUUACUGGUCGCUAUGGCAACCGCAUGUACGCUUACGAACCAAAUGACAUCAAACUCUUGGCGAGCAACAUGCAGUUGGCCAAGAAACUCCUCAAGUCUGAGCUGUGAGCGGCAGCCAACGUGUUCCUCCUGAGACGCAUCAACAAUUACAUGUUGUAAAAACCAAGCACUGGGAAGUUACUUUCAUUGUAAUCAUCUUCUUUCUUAUUAUGAUGUUGUCUUUGAAAUAAAUUUGAUUGUGAAAGAGUUUUUAGUUCCAAUUUGAUAUGACGGUACAGCAUAUUAUGAACAAAUUCAAUGUAAAGAGCCAGAAUAUGAGUUCAAUAAUGACGUCAUUUGUCAUUAUUCACUUAAAUAUGUUUAUUAAUCUGUAAAAUUUCCCCGUACUUUACAGUGUAAGUAGCUGGAUUAUCAUCAGUGGAUAUUAA
Messenger RNA from Entelurus aequoreus (snake pipefish), 879 nucleotides. RefSeq names its product anterior gradient protein 2 homolog. The record is from RefSeq and is a predicted model, not a curated record. Gene Ontology annotation, cellular component: endoplasmic reticulum. The coding region runs from base 59 to 559 and encodes 166 amino acids. The transcript is spliced from 8 exons. Lineage: Eukaryota; Metazoa; Chordata; Actinopteri; Syngnathiformes; Syngnathidae.